Molecule: messenger RNA, 1956 nt
Organism: Bombus pascuorum
Lineage: Eukaryota; Metazoa; Arthropoda; Insecta; Hymenoptera; Apidae
Product: tubulin beta chain-like
Exons: 2
Coding region: 484-1818 (444 amino acids)
Biological process (GO): microtubule cytoskeleton organization; mitotic cell cycle
Cellular component (GO): cytoplasm; microtubule
Molecular function (GO): structural constituent of cytoskeleton; GTP binding; GTPase activity
Source: RefSeq, a predicted model, not a curated record
AGAUACGAUCAAUCGCGUAUCUACGAUAGAUGGAUAGAUAGAUAUGCGCGCGCCUGUCGCGCGGUAUUUCAGAUACUAUUUAUUCGUUUCCGUUUCGUUCGCCGUUUUUCUGUGAAUUCCAUUGGUCGUUACGAGAUCGACUCUGACGAUUGUUGCGACGUGCCACUGAGAAAUGAAAAUUGAUGGCGAAUAGGAUCGCGAUUAGACGCGAUUCCGCGUCGCCAAGGAGAAACGAACGUUCGUCUGUUUCUGUUUGCGCGAAAUGCAUUGGACGUGCUAGCAACAAGGGCAUCGUCAAGUCGAGGAGGAGUCACGGAUCUGUGCCUCGUCUUUGGACGUUCUACCGAUCACGGACCACCACCACCGCCGCCGCCGCCGCCACCAUCAUCACCUCCGUGGAUGUUCCAGCAAUUUCGACCUGGCCGUUGUUGAAAUUUCGGCCACGUUUUUCCUUUCUUCCGCCGUGUUCCUCACGAUACAGAGAUGAGGGAAAUCGUGCACAUUCAAGCUGGACAAUGUGGCAACCAAAUCGGUGCCAAGUUCUGGGAGGUGAUCUCUGACGAGCAUGGCAUCGAUCCGAGCGGCAUCUAUCACGGAGACUCGGACCUGCAGUUGGAAAGGAUCAACGUGUACUACAACGAAGCGUCCGGUGGAAAGUACGUACCGCGCGCGAUUCUUGUCGAUUUGGAACCUGGUACGAUGGACUCGGUGCGGUCGGGCCCGUUCGGACACAUCUUUCGACCGGACAAUUUCGUGUUCGGUCAAUCCGGAGCGGGCAACAAUUGGGCGAAAGGACAUUACACGGAGGGCGCGGAACUGGUGGACUCGGUGCUCGACGUGGUGAGAAAGGAAGCGGAGAGUUGCGACUGCUUGCAAGGUUUCCAACUGACUCAUUCGCUGGGCGGUGGUACCGGUUCCGGUAUGGGCACUCUUUUGAUCUCCAAGAUCCGCGAAGAAUAUCCCGACAGGAUAAUGACCACGUUCUCGGUGGUACCAUCGCCGAAGGUAUCCGACACCGUGGUCGAGCCGUAUAACGCUACCCUUUCGGUCCAUCAACUGGUCGAAAACACCGACCAAGCUUACUGCAUCGACAACGAAGCUCUCUACGACAUUUGCUUCCGCACGCUCAAGUUAUCUACCCCGACAUACGGGGACUUGAACCAUCUGGUGUCGGCGACGAUGUCGGGAGUAACUACUUGUCUCAGAUUCCCCGGACAACUGAACGCCGAUCUGCGGAAGUUGGCGGUCAACAUGGUUCCGUUUCCGCGUCUGCAUUUUUUCAUGCCUGGCUUUGCGCCGCUCACCUCUAGAGGAAGCCAGCAGUACAGAGCGUUGACGGUUCCGGAACUCACUCAACAGAUGUUCGACGCGAAGAACAUGAUGGCAGCUUGCGACCCCAGACACGGACGAUAUCUAACAGUGGCUGCGGUGUUCCGUGGUAGAAUGUCGAUGAAGGAGGUCGAUGAGCAAAUGCUCAACAUUCAAAACAAGAACAGCUUUUACUUCGUCGAAUGGAUCCCGAACAACGUGAAAACGGCCGUUUGCGACAUUCCGCCUCGCGGCUUGAAGAUGUCUGCCACCUUUAUCGGCAACUCGACAGCUAUCCAGGAGCUGUUCAAGAGAAUCUCCGAACAAUUUACCGCUAUGUUCAGGAGAAAAGCUUUCCUUCAUUGGUACACCGGCGAGGGUAUGGACGAGAUGGAAUUCACCGAAGCCGAGUCGAACAUGAACGAUCUGGUCUCGGAAUAUCAGCAAUACCAAGAAGCCACCGUGGAGGACGACGGAGAGUUCGACGAGGAGGAAGAGACCGAGAAAUGAGGAGCGAAAAACGAGACGACAUCUUCCUAUUCCUUUCGGAAGGCAGCCAAUCGAAGUCACUGCGCAAAUUCCUCGUCGAUCCAGCCGUUCGUUCGAUCAAACGCCACCACCGCGACAUAUCCAGUUUCGCGAACGAAA